CUUUUGGUGAGCCUCCUUUUUUUAAUCUGGGACAUUCUUUUUUAAUCCCUCUCUGCCCGUUUCCAUUUGGAAGAAACUCCCGCAAUGAACAAAUGUUGCUCGGAGCUAUUGGGAAAGAACAACAGAAGGUCCGUCAUAUCAUGACACCACUCGCUUGUCCGAAAGGCAGGAAGCGCGGAUAGUCGGGAUGCGCACCUUCUUCCCCACCCUACAAAGUACUUUCCAUGCCUUAGUCAUACUACGAGUACCUACACUGAGAAUACGCCGUACAAUCUUCAAUCUACAUUGGCAUUUGAGCCAUUUGGUGGUGGUGAUCGGGCAGUGGAAGCUCUGGUGGGGAUCGACUACCUACCUUACCUUACAGGGUCCAUACACCCUUCCGCUGACGCCUGUCGCCGCAAUCUCUCGGCAUCUGAACGGCCUUACUGGGAGAGAAGCACUCAACGCCGGGCAGCAUUUGCUCCUUCUUCCACACACCACCUCAUGCCGGACACCACCAAACCCGCCGAAAACAGUCCAGCCGCCUUGACCGUUCCAGGGGUCUAAUUCCCGCCCGUCGACGGUUCCGUCACUGUUCAUCAUCAACAACACCAUCUCACUGUACAAUUCACAUGCUCUGUGUCAACGUCUACUCCUCGAUGUCGAAUUCAUAGUCAAGCAUCCUCCGGACAGAGCUCCAAAAUGAUGCACGAUAUGCCCACAUAAGUUUCCAGCAGAAAGUCGACGAUACUUGGCCAAACAAGCGCCAUGCAAACAAUCACAAGCCGCGAUUCUAGAAUUGCAGCUAACUCGAGACGAGCCUACCUAGGUUCUCGUGGACAUUGCCUACUGUGUACCAUGUUUGGAAAGGCGCAGCAGCCGCACAAGUCUUAGUCCGAAGUCGCAGGGAGGUGGCUGCGAAUAGCUUCAGAGUCCUCAUCUCCGUUCGCCCAGAGCGGGACCUGCGGAUCAUGCAUCUCGCAACCCCUACUCAACAACACCACGCCCCCUACGACGCACGAUACGGCUACACGACACACAUAAUCCCUGAAUCAGAGCAGAGGUAGGAAAAAAACAAAGCAUAUGCUGCCUCAACACUUGGACUUACUGCUAAUACCCUAGCUGAUAGGAAUUUGUCCCCCCACAAUCCCCCGCCCUUGGUGCCACUUAUUCACGCCUCACGAUGCACCUUCGGCUGCAAGCUCGUUGCUCAUGCUGUAUUCCCCCAAAUUUCCGCAGCACGCUGCCACCUGCCUGCGAAACCUCCGCCGGCAUACUCCAAUAAUGAGGGCCAGCCUCCACACCUUCGCUCGAAGGGAGCUUUGCAAAUCCAACCUCCUGACGCAGACAAUGCCCACUGCGUCUGACAGAGUUGCCCAUAAGCGUGGCGGCUACGGAUGGGGCCCCGCGAUUCUCAAACCCUCCCCCAUCUAUUCCCCGCAUGCCACCUAUGAAUAGCUGAACCUCUCACUCAAACAGUUGAUCCCAUCUUGCCUCAACACGCUCAGAACCCCAACCAACCACCCUUUCUGCUUCUCCAGCUUUGCGGGGAAGCUCCUGCAGCUCGAAACCCUCGGUCAACUCCCUUACUUUGCCUGCCAACAACUUACACUGUGUGCCGCGCACUUUGUCUCGAGAUCCCAGUCAAUGCUGACGCCCGGGUUCAUCCCCGGAUCCGGUAGUGCGGCGGCUUCAAGGACGAGCGGAGGGUUGUUCUCUGAGAUUACCGGUACUCUGUGAGUUUCGGCCACCUCAGUCAGUCGGGGACGGAAACAGACGCCCAGUCUGCUCCGGAAGAGCGGAAGACACUACCAGAGACAUCUGGCCAACGUGGAGAGCAGUAAAUCUGGGGCUGAGGAGACCCCGCGCAAUCCCCAUGGGCCUCUACGAACCACGCGGAGAAAAGUCACUUUCCUUGCCAUCGAAUCAAGCGCAAAUUCGGGGCUUUUGGCAGUAACCGAUAUCCCGAGCUGGGUAGUCAUAUGCAACCAAAGUUUCUCGGUCCUGUCGAGAAGCUUUUAUCAACGAAAUGUCCGCUUCUAGCUUCGUAUUAAGCUCGACAGCCAGCACUCAGAUUUCGAGGAACGAGGGUAGGGUAACGGAGCUUAACGCCCAACAGCCUGCCAUUCCUCUACGAAAGCGGAGCACUUUAUGUCUUCCUCUCAUGUUGCGUGCGGGUGGCAGCGGCAUCGUUGAACAGUCACUGCCCUGGAGCAGCUCGAAUGCCAGCAUACAACUGAGCGUAAUGAACACGGGAAUUCAUCGCCAGAUCCAAGAAGUGAUUACGAAUGUCGAGACUGGACCUGGGCUGGAUUGUUACCUGCAAGCUUACAAGGGCCAUUCAAAGUGGUUGCCACCAAUUUCUUGCCAUUCUUCCGACAUUUUGACAAAUUGCUUCAUCUCAAGUGAAAAGGCAUGCCGUUUACAAGAUGAACGCUCCAAAGACUGUGCACUGUCCGAUCUAAGACUGACAAAGGGUUUCGAGAUGGAGUGAGGACGAUCAUAAUCCCAUUGGUUAUGGCAGGGCGACAUCGUUUCCUUUUCGAGCUGAUCGUGAUACGACGGUUGCACGAUACCUUGACCUGAAGUUUUGACAGCUGCGACAACGCUGAGGAGUCCAGCCAGAGGGGGGGAAACGGUCUGGCGUAUUAGUCUACGCUGUGACCUGUCCAAGUUUGACGCAAGGCAGCCCAAGCUGAAGUUUCUGCUUCGAUAACCGCUCUCAUCUGGUACUGAUGUCAAAGCUGUCACGCACGCCACUUCCGCGUUGUCGAAAUACACAAGUUCAAGGGUGCCAUUGAGCACAUCACACAACUUGGCAUUGGAAGAAUUACGCCGACUGGCUCGUGAAGGUGAUGAACCUGGAUCUGAUCUCCCGCCAUGGUGGAGCCGGUCAGGGCUUGCGUGGGGAGCGGGCCGACAGACCUAAUGAUUCAUAGACCCGCACGCGACUACGAAAAAUCAUCCAAUAACUGAGUAGGAUCGAUAGCUCAGUGGUAGAGCGAGAGAUUGCAGUCACACGCAGUUUAUCUCUAGGCCCCGCGUUCGAAUCGCGGUCGGUCCUGUUCCUUUUGCUUGUGCGAAUACCUGCCUCCAGAACCUCAAUAUUAAGCAUUGAAAAGCUCUCUCCAAAGCCCUGGUACUAUUUUGCCAUUCUAAGUUGCUUUUGAGCUUGCAUGCCAAACAAGCAUCCGGACGUGAUGUGACACCGUCCUGUCCUCGCAUCGGAAGCCGUUUAGACUCAACGGAGACAUUGGCCAGUGUCAUGCGGGGGCUUGGCCGAGUCCCCCCGCCUUUACAGCUCAGCUUCUGCGUUGUAAGUGUCGGAACCUACGGGCAGCCCAGACGAUUGACGCUGGUUUAGUGACAUUGAGACAAGUGCAGUUGCAUGGCAGAUCCUGGGAUGGUCCGUGUAAGACGCUCGAUCACGAUGCAUGAGCCAGGUCUUCUAGCCAAUCGUCUUCUCACCUGAAGAUGAUGACCACCAAGUCCAAACGAAACAAGUGAAGGCAUACCCCAAGUGGAGGGUCGAACCUAACCGCGGCCUGAGCAAGCACACUUACAUGUGCCGCUCGGUGAGGAUUGAAACAGCUCAGUUAAGACGAUGCUGCUCCUACCUCCUGCCCAGCCCCUCGGUGCUAAACAUUGGUUGUCCCUAAUUGCAGAAAUUCUACAGUCUUGAAUUUGCAAUUCGACAUCUAAAACUUUUCUUUUCCUCAAAACCCCUUCUUCACCUGUCUCGGAGACACCUGUCACUACAGGAACCCUCACUUAGUGUAAUUGCUAGGGGAUUCAACUCGCACUUCCAUCAAGAUGGGUUUACUCGAGAGCUUGACGGCGGCUAACCCGCUCUACAUUGGAGGCUCCAUCUUUGGAGCCUACCUUCUACUUCUGGUGUUCUUCAGGGUUAGGAUGGAGUAUCUCCUCAGCAAGUCUGGUGGUGUAAGAGCUCCAGUCAUUGCUUCCAACCCCUUUACAGCCAUUCCGGUGUUCUUACGGAUCGGACGUUAUCAACUUAGGCACCAGCUCCUCGAGGGAUUCAACACUCUUUUCAGCGUCGCUACCCCUGAGUCUCCGAACACAGUCGAGAUUGGCUUCACGGGCAAGCUCCGCUUCCUCAUCACUAGAGAGCCGGAGCACAUCAAGACUGUCCUCACCUCCAAGUUUGCCGACUUUGGAAAGGGUCCCAUGUUCCAUCAAGUCUGGUCUCCGUUCCUGGGCGACAGCAUCUUCACCACGGAUGGAAAGACGUGGCAGGAUAACCGGAGCUUGAUCCGGCCCAUGUUCAUCAAGGAUCGUGUUAGCGACUUGCACAUCUUUGACAAGUGGACCAACAUCAUGAUGGACAAGUUUCCGGCGUCAGGAGUCACCUUUGAUAUCUCGGAUCUGUUCUACCGUAUGACACUUGAUGUGACGACCGAUUUCCUGCUUGGACAUGGUGUUAACAGUCUUGGCAACCCGAAGCAUCACUUUGCACACGCAUUCAACGAAGUCCAGAGUUAUCAAAUGUUUUACACAAUCAUGGCACCCUUUGAGAACAUCUUGCCCCACGGAACUUACAAGCGUGGCAUCAAGGUUAUUGAGGAGUUUAUCCACCCUUUCAUCCAAGAGGCCCUGGCCUUGCCGCCAUCAGAGCUCGAGAAGCUCUCCAAGUCUGACAAGGACUUUACUUUCCUUCACAACAUUGCUCGGUUUACGCGCGACCCCAAGGUCAUCCGCGACCAGCUUGUUGCUAUCCUUCUCGCCGGUCGUGAUACUACUGCUGCAACGCUCUCGUGGACUCUCUACGAGCUUUCCCGCUACCCUGCCACAUAUGCCAAGCUGCGCGCUGAGAUCCUGACGACUUUGGGACCGAAGAGGGCACCGACCUACGAGGACCUCAAGAGCAUGAAGUACUUAACCAACUGCCUCCAGGAGACUCUGCGUCUGUACCCCGCGGUGCCUUUCAAUGUGCGCUCCGCCUUGACAACGACGACCUUGCCUGGCAGGAAUGGCAACCCCGACAUCGCCGUGAUCGAGGGGGAUUCAGUUGUGUACAGCACGCUCGCCAUGCAGAGAAGGCGUGAUCUAUAUCCUGAAGUGUCAGAGACGUUUGCGGACCCGGCCAUCUACAGCCCCGAACGGUGGGAGCACUGGCAGCCGAAGCCAUGGCAGUAUGUGCCGUUCAACGGCGGUCCGAGAAUCUGCGUUGGACAAAACUUUGCCAACACGGAGAUGGCUUAUACGAUGGCGAGAAUUCUGCAAAAGUUUGACAGGCUCGAAUACCGCGGAGACUGGAAUGCGCAGGUCAUCAGGGCCGAGAUCGUCGGCGCGCCGGGCCAUGGUGUGCCUAUCGCGCUUUUUGAGGCUGUUGAUGGUGAGAUGGCAUAAUUGUCAAAAAGCCGCAAAGACGGCAGCGAGUUUUUCUCAGUCUCUUGCAACGAUGUAACGAAACAAAAAUCAAAGGGCCAAAGUGGCAUCUACAAAAAUAAAUCACAAAAAAGGACUACAGCGACACUGGCUACCUUCGUGUUUGGGGACAUGGGGGGUAACGAAGAGCUUUUUUAAGGUUAUAUAGUGAGAUGAGGAUGAUCGACUAGGAGGGAAAUAAUCUUGUCGAUAGUUUGAUCGAUUAGCGAGUCGCCGAGUCCCUCCGCGGCAUGGAUAUCAAUGAGAUUUGUUGCAGUUUUUGAUACG
Colletotrichum scovillei is the source of this 5655-nucleotide messenger RNA. Its product is annotated as cytochrome P450. Lineage: Eukaryota; Fungi; Ascomycota; Sordariomycetes; Glomerellales; Glomerellaceae. The coding region runs from base 3793 to 5349 and encodes 518 amino acids. Gene Ontology annotation, molecular function: heme binding; monooxygenase activity; iron ion binding. The record is from RefSeq and is a predicted model, not a curated record. The transcript has 5 exons.